This is a messenger RNA of Anopheles cruzii, 1640 nucleotides long. RefSeq names its product twinfilin (gene twf). The record is from RefSeq and is a predicted model, not a curated record. Gene Ontology annotation, molecular function: actin filament binding; actin monomer binding. Gene Ontology annotation, biological process: barbed-end actin filament capping; positive regulation of neuron projection development; regulation of lamellipodium assembly. The transcript has 4 exons. The coding region runs from base 113 to 1144 and encodes 343 amino acids. NCBI's taxonomy places the organism in Eukaryota, Metazoa, Arthropoda, Insecta, Diptera, Culicidae. Gene Ontology annotation, cellular component: actin filament; myofibril; cytoplasm.
CAGCUCUGCACUUGCCUGCUUAGUUUGUUUUGUUUCUACACGGCCAUCCCCUUGCCAGUGCUCGGUGAAGUGCUUCCGCUAGUACCGAAAAACGCUCCAAGAAUCGACCAGCAUGUCGCACCAAACGGGCAUCAAGGCUAACGCGGAGCUGUUGAAGUUUUUUGGCAAAUGCAAAGAUGGCAAAACUCGCGUGCUGAAGGUGUCCAUCGAAAACGAGGAGCUUACGCUGGUGAGCCACAGCGAUGUGAAGCGUGACUGGGAGAAGGACUACGAUGCGUUAGUUAGGCCGCUGGUUGAGGAGAGCACACCGUGCUACAUUCUCUAUAGGUUGGACUAUAAAAUUCCCACCGGGUACGCGUGGCUGCUGAUGAGCUGGGUGCCCGAGUCGGCAACGGUGCGACAGAAAAUGUUGUACGCCUCGACGAAGGCCACCCUAAAGCUCGAGUUCGGGUCGGGCCAUAUCAAGGAAGAGCUGAAUGCUACGUCAAAGGAAGAAACGACACUUCAGGGCUAUCAGAAACAUCGUAUUGAUUCGAGCACACCGGCCCCCCUGACGAGCCGCGAGGAGGAGCUGGCGGAGAUCCGCAAAACGGAAGUAAAGACGGAUUUCGGUAUCGAUACCAAGCAGCAAACGCUCGGGGGCAUCAAUUGUCCCAUUUCGGAGCCGACUGCCCAAGCGUUGCACGAUAUGCGCCGCGGGGGUUACAACUAUCUGCAGUUUCGAAUCGACCUCGAGGAGGAAAAAAUCCAUCUUGUAAAAGCGGCCAACAUCGAGCUCACCGCACUGCCCGCACAGAUCCCGACCGAUCAUGCCCGGUACCAUUUGUACAUUUUCAAGCACCACCACGAGGGCGCGUAUCUGGAGAGUGUGGUGCUGAUCUACUCGAUGCCCGGGUACAGCUGCUCGAUCCGCGAGCGCAUGAUGUACUCGAGCUGCAAGGGUCCGUUUACGGUGACGAUCGAAAAGCACGGCAUUGAGGUGGCAAAGAAGCUGGAAAUCGAUAGCGGCACCGAGCUGACGGAGGAAUUCCUGCACGAGGAGCUGCACCCGCGCAAGCUCAACCUUCGGCCACAGUUUUCCAAACCGAAGGGGCCGCCCAGUCGCGGUGCCAAAAGACUGACCAAACCCCAGGCCGUCGAGUAAGGGACGGGUGCGCGGUAUGGGAAACUCGUUCCACCGGAACAACGUAGCACGUUUUGGCGAUUCUACAGUUCUAGGAUGCCACCACCCUUGGCUAGGUCGCGGCCGAUGAGCACCCAUCGCCCCACCCUACCUUUUCAUCGCAUUUUACAUCGCAUCGUGGCAAUACUACUACUUUAUGUUUAUGUUUGUUCGUUCGUGUGCAACGUAAUUUAUUGUACCUCUUUUCACACCCAGCACGCACAUGUGCGGCGGCGGCGUGCGGCCAACAGUGUGGCCGAGGUUUGCUGUGUGCAAUAUGCAGUAUCGGUAGUAUUAUUGUAGUUCAACAACAACAAAAAAACAAACUAAAGCAAAAUCUAUUACGUGAGAAGUGGCAGAGGCAGAUAAAUUGCAUUUCUCGAAAACGAAAUUAAACGAUACCAAAAGUGACAGAAUUUGGAGAUUUUACGAGCAGUAGGCUUACCGGAACGGGCUUGCCAACGAUACAACGAUUUAG